Heterostelium album PN500 is the source of this 2496-nucleotide messenger RNA. RefSeq lists its product as uncharacterized. The record is from RefSeq and is a predicted model, not a curated record. Gene Ontology annotation, cellular component: nucleus; cytoplasm. The transcript is spliced from 7 exons. Bases 1 to 2496 code for a protein of 831 amino acids. Gene Ontology annotation, biological process: protein import into nucleus. NCBI's taxonomy places the organism in Eukaryota, Evosea, Eumycetozoa, Acytosteliales, Acytosteliaceae. Gene Ontology annotation, molecular function: small GTPase binding; nuclear import signal receptor activity.
AUGGAUUUAGCAACUAUUUUAGCCAACGCUCAACAAGCACCAAGUGAAGAACUUAGAAGAGGAGCCGAAGAGGCAUUGUCUCAAGCCGCCCAAAAAGACUUUGGUGGAUUCCUCAUUGCUCUUUCACAAGAAUUAUUAAACAACGAUCGUCAACCAUUUAUCCGUCAAUUGGCUGGUCUUGUUUUAAAGAAUGCCGUCUUUUCAAAUGAUCCAGCUAGAUUUGAAAUUGCUUCAAAACAAUGGCUUGCUGUUGCAGAUAACAGAAAGAAUGAAAUCAAAAAUAAUUUAUUGUCCACUCUUACAGCACCAGCAUAUGAAGCACGUCAUACAGCUGCUCAAGCUAUCGCUAAAAUCGCCUUAAUCGAGUUGCCAUGCCAACAAUGGGAGAACUUGAUUCCACAUUUGUUUGAUAACAUUACCAAUCCAAAUGAGCAUAUUAAGCAAGCUACUCUCCAAACCAUCGGUUACAUUUGUGAGGAUAUUGAUCCACAAAUUAUGACUGCACAUGCAAAUAGAGUAUUGACUGUAAUCGUACAUGGUAUGAGAGAUGCAUCCGGAAUGGUUAAGUUGGCAGCUACAGAUGCUCUUUGCAAUGCAUUGGAGUUUGUCAAAGGCAAUUUCGACAAGAAGGAAGAAAGAGAUCAUAUCAUGAGAGUCGUAUUCGAGAAUUGCACAUCAGGAGAUCACCUUAUUAGAAAGUCUGCAUUUGAAAACCUUGUAAAGAUUGUAAGCUUGUACUAUGAAUAUAUUAUGGAAUACAUGAGUGAUAUUUAUAAUUUAACUGUCACUGUUAUUCAAAACGAUCAAAAUGAAAAUGUUGUUUUGCAAGCAAUCGAGUUUUGGACAUCUCUCAAUGAAGAGGAAAUCAAUUUGUCACAAGAAUCCGAAGGUCAAUCAAAGGAGGUUAUGGCCAAAGCUCUAUCAAUGUUUGUUCCAACCAUCUUAACUACUUUAACCAAGCAAGAGGAAGACAACACUGAUACCUGGAAUGUUUGUAUGGCCGGUGCAACCUGUCUCACAUAUAUUGCAAACAAUGUCGAGGAUCUCGCCAUCGACUACGUCGUACCAUAUAUCAAACAAAACAUUGUCUCGACAGAUUGGAGAUUCAGAGAGGCUUCGUGUGUUGCCUUGGGUGCCAUUCUCGAGGGACCAUCGGAAUUCCAAGGUUUCUUGCGUGACGUCAUCCCCGUUAUCUUGAACCAACUCAAGGAUCCAAAUGAGAUGGUUAAAGACACCGCCUCGUGGACACUCGGUAGAAUCUGUGCCCAUCAAAUCGACAGUGUUUCAGAGUUGCUCCAGAGCAUCUUGUCGGGAUUGCUCGACGCCACCAAAGAUCAAUCACCAAAGGUUGCCGCCCACGCCUGUUGGGGUAUCCACAAUAUCGCCACCGCCUUUGACUAUGGUCCCGUCGGUCAAUUCGACAACAUGAGCACAAUCUUCCCAAUCUUGGCGCAACAUUUGUACGUUGCCGCUCUUCGUCCAGACGCCGACCAGGAAUCACUCCGUGUUAACGCCUACGAAGCACUAAACUCACUGAUCUCCUUCUCGUCUGCCGAUCCAAAUCAUAUAUUAGAGGUUUUAACAUUUAUUCUCAAGGAUUUCGAAAAGACAUUCGUCAUGGAAGUUCUCAACACCGAAGAUGCCGAGAACAAGACACAGAUCCAAUCGCUAUUAUGUAGUACUUUGCAGACGGUUGCAUCGACCAUCAAGGAAAAGAUUGCACCACACGCCGAAAAGAUGAUGUAUUUAUUGAUGAACGUCUUCAAGACCCAGAACCAUAUUAUUUACGAAGAGGCAAUGAUGGCUAUCGGUGCCAUCAUCCAGGCACUCGAGGCCGAUUUCAAGCCAUUCUUGGACCAGUUCCUCCCAAUCCUGUUGUUCACUUUGCGUGCCGUCGAACUCGGUGAAGUCGCCAACAUCUCAAUCGGUAUCGUUUCCGAUCUCACUCGUGCCCUCAACAAAGACUUUUCAAACUAUGCGCGUGAACUAAUCCCAUUGGUCAUCCAAGACUUGACAGACUCUAAGAUUUCAAUGAACGCCAAGCCAAACGCUCUCACCUGCAUCGGUGACAUUGCGCUCGCCAUCAGCGGUGACUUUACCAACUACCUGCCAAUGGUCAUGCCAAUUCUCGAACAGGCCACCGCUGUACAAUUAGACGAUAAAGAUUAUUUGAACUCACUGCGUGAAGCCAUCUUCCAGGCCUACACCGGUAUCAUUCACGGACUCAAAUCAGGCGGUGCCGGUGAUCAAUUUUACAACUACGUCACACCAGUACUCAAUUUUAUUUCACUCGUUUACCAGGAGCGUGAGCAUGGUAAUCUUCAAGUAUUCAGUGGUGCCAUCGGUCUCUUGGGUGAUCUCGCACAGACCCUCGGUGAUAAGAUUAGACCGACCCUCCGUGUAUCAUUGGUAAAGUCCCUCAUAGAGUAUGGUCUCCAACAAAGCUCAUGUCAAGAUGUUGCCAAGUGGGCCAACGAAUCUAUCUUUACUCAAUAA